AGCAGAAACCCACACUCACUUGACCGAUGAAUAUUACUCUCGAUGAUUCCCGCCUCUCCGGCCUCGAAAUUUUCUUUUCCUCUGAUUCCCUCAUUCUAUCUAAAUCCAGCCUGAUAGCUGUCACCAUCGUUUACCAUCGCGCGUUUGUUUGACGGCUACACUGCUGUCAAAUGAACCUGCACCGACCUCCUUUACCUUUCCUCCAUUCCCCCUCCCCUCCUGGUAUUCUCUAAAUGCCCACCAUCUACUCCUCCCUCUACACGAAUUUUAUCCGCCAAGGAUUUGCGAAAUCUCUUACCCACGGCUACGCACAAUCUGUCGUAGCUGCCACCCACCCUCAUGUUCUAAACACUCAGAAUCGUCCUUCCUUUGCUCGACGUGCUAGUCAGCGGGUUGGACGCCUUUCCAGUCUUCAGCUACAGAAUGCUUUCCAUACCGCCAAUUCGAAUGCUCAUACCGAGCGUCGCCCCGAGCGACUUGGCGGCGAGGGAAACCUUGACGCCUAUUUCGAGGCCUUAAAGAAGACACAGGAUGCUGGCGAGGUCGAACGCGAGUGGACUCAGUUCCAAUUCCCGAAACCCAUCGAGUGGAAGCCGGAUGCGGAAUCGAUACUCGAGGGCUCCGAGCCCGGCUUACGAACUGCUGGCAGUGGUAUAGUCGAGAGUGCCCACCUGGGCCAGAGCUCUCAAGAUGUACCGGUGCCAGUAGACGUGGAGGAGGUUCUGGCCCACAUAGAUGCCGCCAUCGAGAAGGAAAUCGAAGUUCGCGAGCUGCGCGAGGCGCUCGAGGAAAGCACCACUAAUUCCUUGAGAGCAGCAUCACCCGAUGUCGCAAGUCUUGUCCAGUCUCGAGCUUUGACACCAUCAGUCGAGAGAGCAUCGACACCAGGAAGUAUCGCACGUAGUGCCACGCCGCCGGUCGAUCCUCAAUCGCAGAGCUAUGCCGACCACCUUAAUAAGCUCAGCGAAGAUGGGAGAUUUGCGGAGAUUCCAGCCGUUUUCGAGGCUAUGCUUGUCGCUAACAUUAAGCCUAUCGCGGCUGCUUACAACGCUUUGUUGGUGGCUGCGAUUCAGAUUCCAGUCGAGAAGCACGAAGUCCUCUCCAAGGCACUCGAUGUUUAUGCUGAUAUGCUGCGACGAAAUGUUGCACCUAAUGCCGACACCUACAAUAUUUUGGUAGGCCUGCUAGCUGCCAGAUGCCUUGAGGUCAAUAACCUCAAGAAGUCGCUUGACGAGAAGCGGGUCCGAUUUGGUGGUAUGGAUGAGCCUGGCAAAUUCAUGUUUGCCUCGAAUGAGCUGGAACACGCCAUUCUAUCUGAAGAUGACCGUCUCGACCUGGCCCUCAAACUGUUCGAUUCGUCAGUGACAACACACUGCGCAAACUAUUCGUCCGAAACCUACCAUCAACUCAUUUCUGCGUGUGCACAGGAUGGCCGUGUUGGAGAAAUGCUCCAUCUGUUCGAACACAUGGAGAUGACUGGCACAGUUCCAUUUGCUGCAACGUUCCCGGCAAUGAUUUCUGCAUUUGCGAAUACAGGCGACUUGGCUAGCGCGGUAGAAUGCUAUAACGAGUACAAGGAGCUUGCUGUGGCCCAUGACAGCGGCAAGUAUACUCUCAAUGAUCGGCUUGAUGCCGAAGUGUAUGCCGCUGUUAUUCAUGCCUACGUUAUCAACGGCAGGCUUGAAGGUGCAAUGAAAUUCUAUGAGAAAUUGGCUGAGGGCUAUGGUGUUCGUCUUCAUGAGAUUUACGACGCCCUCGUCAGUGGAGGAUUCGUCAAGGGUUUAAUAUCGCGUGCUACUUAUCCAGAGGCCUUGCAAUGGGCUAAGAGUAUCGAAGACACAACGCGUUUUGAAGCCAUGGCCGAUAUCGUAACCGCCGCGGCUGAUGCUGGCGAUCGACAGACCGCUGUUGCAGCCUUCUCCAAAAUUCCUACAACUUACCCACAGAUAGUAGUUCCAGCCAUGGCUCUACUUGCUCUGUGCGUGCGUGGGGGAGAUAUAAUGGGCGCGUCUGCAUACUGGCAAAUACUCAGUAACCCUGGAUUUGAAGUCAAUGCUACAUUCAUUGAGCCAACAGCCAUGUACGCAGUGGCCAUGAUUGGGUCAGGCCAGGUCGCAGAAGGUUUAGCAGCGUCUGAGUUGAUGUUCCACCGAAUUCGCAACGCGGAUGCGGACAGCAGCAUGAAAGCACAGCUCGCCGAAGAAGUUGAGGAGGGCGUUGAUUUCAUUUCGAGUUACAUGUUGACUCGUGGAAUUGCUGAUCCCCGUCUUGUUCCUGUAGCUGGUUUCGUCGAGCCGCAACCCAGCUUUGUUGCAUCGCCGCACCCUUCUGGCAGCAUCUCUCCUAGCUUCGAAGACAACUAUGACCCCUAUGCCCACACUACGGACUUCAAAGGAUCAUCGAUCAUCUCCGAUGAGUUGGAGGGUGCACAUGGCCGCAAGGGUCCCCGACUCCAAGAUGCUCUAGGCCGGUUCCGCAACAUGCGACGCGCAGGUCGCCAUCCAAGGUACAUCACUUAUUCCAAGCUCAUCUCAGCUGCUGCCCGCGAGGGAAAGAUGGAUCUAUGCAAUGAUAUUCUUUCCAUGGCGCGAUCAGAUGUCCCUUUGCUUCCUCAGUAUCCUGUCGUCAGGUACGGCUGGUCGUCGAUCCUGGAUGCCAUGGUAGGUGCCUGCCUCACUCUCGGUGAUCGAGGCCUGGCUGAGCAGUACCACAUGGAACUCUUGAACAUGGGUGCAGCUCCCUCAGCCAAUACCUUCGGACUUUACAUCACCACUCUGAAGGAGUCGACCAAAACGUUUGAUGAGGCUUCGGAAGCCGUCAAGAUCUUUCUACGAGCUAAGGCGGAGGGUGUUGAGCCGUCUUCAUUCCUAUACAAUGCGCUUAUUGGAAAGUUAGGCAAGGCUCGCCGAAUUGACGAUUGUCUGUUUUAUUUCGCUGAGAUGCGCGCUCUGGGUAUCAAGCCCACAAGUGUAACCUACGGAACCAUCGUCAAUGCACUUUGCCGUGUCAGUGACGAGAAAUUUGCCGAAGAACUAUUCGACGAAAUGGAGGCUAUGCCCAACUACAAGGCGAGACCCGCUCCAUACAACAGUAUGAUGCAGUUUUUCCUCACCACGAAGCGCGACAAGUCCAAGGUCCUUGCUUACUACGAGCGUAUGAAAUCGAAGGGCAUCGCUCCAACGGCCCAUACCUUCAAACUGCUGGUAGACACUCAUGCCACUCUUGAGCCUGUUAACAUGACUGCAGCUGAAGCUAUCCUUGAUAUGAUCCGCUCAUCUGGCCAGCGUCCGGAACCAGUUCACUAUGCCUCGCUUAUUCAUGCCCGGGGUUGCGUGCUUCAUGAUAUGGAGGGCGCAAGAAGAAUCUUCAACUCAGUGAUGAGCGAUCCUAGCAUUCCCGCCAACGCUUGCCUUUUCCAGGCCUUAUUUGAGGCAAUGGUUGCCAACCAUUGCGUUGCCGAUACUGAGCCUGUUCUCUCUCAGAUGAAACAGCGCCGUGUCGAGCUCACUCCUUACAUCGCCAAUACUCUUAUUCACGGAUGGGCAAGCGAGAAGAACAUCAACAAGGCAGCAUCAAUCUACAAUAGCGUCAGCUUCGAAAAGCGCGAACCUAGCACUUACGAAGCUAUGACACGUGCAUAUCUUGCCGUGGAGGAGCGAGACCAAGCUCAAGCCAUCGUUGUCGAGAUGCUGUCUAGGGGUUAUCCCAAUGCAGUUGUCAGCAAAAUCCUCGAGCUCCUCGGCGGAGGCAACCAUGAAGUGCCUGUCGCAGCUGCAUAAGCUCCUAGUAUUCUGUCGUUUUCACCGGUUUUGUUCAAUUUAUUUCCUGUUUCCUUUGUCCUUGCUUCCAAUGCGAUACCCCGUGCGUUGAGAGAAACAUUUUCCUGGGAUCGGUGCUUGGGGUUCG
Molecule: messenger RNA, 3906 nt
Organism: Xylaria bambusicola
Lineage: Eukaryota; Fungi; Ascomycota; Sordariomycetes; Xylariales; Xylariaceae
Exons: 2
Coding region: 234-3779 (1181 amino acids)
Molecular function (GO): protein binding
Source: RefSeq, a predicted model, not a curated record